Trichoderma citrinoviride is the source of this 375-nucleotide messenger RNA. RefSeq lists its product as hypothetical. Bases 1 to 375 code for a protein of 124 amino acids. The transcript is spliced from 2 exons. NCBI's taxonomy places the organism in Eukaryota, Fungi, Ascomycota, Sordariomycetes, Hypocreales, Hypocreaceae. The record is from RefSeq and is a predicted model, not a curated record.
AUGGGCCACAGCGAGGAUCCUCCUAUCCUCCCACGGCGCGACACGUCUUCGUCUCGAGCAUCCAUCGAGGUCGCGCAGCAGGCCGUCGAUUUCACCAAGCAGUCUGAGAAGCUUUCACAUCAGGCAUUGGAAAAUGCCUCCCCGGCAAUUGCUGUCCAGGCGGACUUCAUCACGCCGCGGGACCCCGUCAUUGUCACCUCGGAUGGAAACCGGUUGCCAGGCGUGCCCCUGGAGGAAGCCCACAAGCUCAACGUGCUGCGCGAGGAACUACAGGGCCAACUGGACAAUGGCAGGGCUAAGAAGCAGGCAGAGGCGUCCGAGUCGGCUGAGCAUCACCAGCCCAUGCUUGGCGGCGAGCGUCAAAAGGAACACUGA